GACUUAAACAGGCGUCGAACGUUUUACAUGUGUCGAAAUACGCGCCGAGUGAACAAUCCGUAAAUAGCUUGGUUUACAUGCGCGGCGGUGGAGAAUGAUUUUUGCUCAGUGAGGGUGCAGCUGGUAAAGUUAUAAUUUGGUGUUCUUUCGUUUCGUGAUCGAGGUGCUUCGUAAAGGGGAAUGGGUAAUCAACAAGCCGCCCCUAAGGAAGUUCCUGGUCCGCUGGGCACAGUUAUGGUCUUUACUAACUCAGAAAAGCAAGCUGCAAUUGAUGCGAAAGUGCAAUUUUCAUUGCACUGCGGAUUGUCUUACACCUUUCAGCUAGCAGCAGGUGCUAAAACAGGAUCAAAACCGGCGGAGUGUAUUCCAGGCAACUGCCCUGCGAAAAAUGGAAAAAAUGAAGAGAAUAAUAAUCAAGCGGCUACCUACAUUUCUGAAUGUCCCAUGAGACAAGGGGAAGCUGGCGAACCAAAAGAUUAUAUAAACCCCUUGAAUAUGAUGCCACAACCAAACCAACGACCACAGCCCGAUCAGCCAUUUUCACUGCCGACAGAUCGUGCCAAGAGCACAAUCCCGAAAGCUGACGGAAAAGAUGGAGAAACCUGGGAGUAUCCCUCGCCGCAGAUGUUUUGGAACGCUAUGAUUCGCAAGGGAUGGCGCUGGCAAGAGGCUAGCCUAGAACCGAAAGAUAUGAUGGAUAUAAUCAGGAUUCACAAUGCCAACAACGAACAGGCUUGGCGAGAAGUACUGAAGUGGGAGGCUCUACAUUACAGCGAGUGCCGCUGUCCAAAGUUGCGCAAGUUUGGAGGAAAAGCUACAGACUAUUCACCUCGAGCAAGUAUGCGAUACUGGCUUGGCUACGACCUGCCGUUCGACCGGCAUGAUUGGAUCGUGGAUAGGUGCGGGAAGGACGUCAGGUACGUUAUUGACUAUUACGAUGGUGGACCAGUUAAUCCGCAGAACAGCGAAUUCACACUUCUUGACGUUCGGCCAGCGAUGGAUUCAUUUGAAAAUAUAUGGGACCGUAUGAGAGUUGCUUACUGGCGUUGGAAGCUUGAGUGGUUCAACAUCGCCCCUAAACCACAUAAGCUAGCAGAACCUCCUCAGGUAUCAGAUGCCGCCACCAGUUCAUCGUAGGCAGAUAUCGUGACUCGCGUUAGAUAAAAAGGAAAAUAGACGCAUAACGGUCUCGCCCGCAAUGGUUCAGCAAUAUGGAGUUGAAUACUGACCUUAACAGUGGCUACGAGCUGUGGGACAAGAUUAGACAAUGUAUAGCAAUUCGAUUGUUUGUUUGAGAAAAUGGAAUUUAGCUGUAGUUUUUACAUUGUAUCUUAUAUAAGUGAACUCAAAUAAGGAAUAUAAACCAA
Molecule: messenger RNA, 1367 nt
Organism: Varroa destructor (honeybee mite)
Lineage: Eukaryota; Metazoa; Arthropoda; Arachnida; Mesostigmata; Varroidae
Gene: Cchl
Product: Cytochrome c heme lyase
Biological process (GO): cytochrome c-heme linkage
Cellular component (GO): mitochondrion
Molecular function (GO): holocytochrome-c synthase activity
Source: RefSeq, a predicted model, not a curated record